GCCAAAUGAUCCUGUAAUAGAAGUCUGGUGUGGAGAAGAGCAAAGCUGGUGUGGGAGGAGCAGUUUUAGAUUGGCAGAAGACAAGGGAUCCCAGAAGGCUUGUACUGAGGGAGAUGCGAGCCAGCCAGCAGCUUUUCAUUCAUGAAGAUGCAAUUCAGCACCGACACUUGGUGUUUUCUUCGGGUGUAGCCCAGCUCAGUGAAUUCAACCAGUGUCACAGCGCUAUGUAAGCGCUGUGUGCAAACUUGUGGGCUUGAUCUGAACACCACCGGACUCUGUUCAAUUCAACUUUCCUUAUGGGAUUGUGCUGGGCGAGUAUGAAGAGCGCUGUCAGAAGCUGGAAGUGGCGGUCAGCAGUGUCUCGAUAGGCGUUAUAGGAGUCUUCAUUCACAAGGAUGCUGGUGGGAAAUGCCUGCAGACAGAGAGGAUGAGAUUUGUGGAAAGGCGCUGGAGCUUCUGUCCGAUCUGUGCUCGAGAGGAGAGGUGCACGAUGAAAACUGCUUGGAUUUCACCUACUAUUUUCGCGAUCUCGGGCGACCGAGAUAUUCGGACUCUGAUGUGUCUGUGAGCCUGCUGUCCCUCUUGGUGACCACAUGUGGCCUGGCGUUGUUUGCCGUUUCCCUGUUCGUGUCGUGGAAGUUGUUUUGGGUGCCAUGGCGCGAUCGCUUCUUGCCUGGCCUAAAGGACCAGCAGGGCGAGCAGCAGCCGGUCCUGACCGAGGUGGAGGGCCUGGAGCGGGAAUACAGCGAAGACUUUGAGAAGGAUCCCAAUGCGCCGACGGUGCUCCCGGAGUCGGCCAUGAAGAUCAGCCACACGUCCCCGGACAUCCAGCUGGAGGCCCAGAUGAAGGCCAAGGAGCUCAACCACAUCCACAUAGCUCGCGUGCAGCGACAAGUCACAGAACCGACCUCAUCUGUCAGGCACAACUCCAUCCGGAGACAGAUGAACGUCUCCAACCCCGAUUUCAACUUGGCCCAGUUCCAGAGACAGGAGUCCCUAACAGGUCCAGGUUUGGGCCGCAUCAAGCCUGAGCUCUACAAACAACGGUCGGUGGACGCAGACGACACCAGACGAGCGGACAGCUGCGGCCGCUUGCAUUUCAUCCUAAAAUACGACUGUGACUUGGAGCAGCUCAUCGUGAAGAUCCACAAAGCCCAAGAUCUACCUGCCAAGGACUUUACGGGAACCUCCGACCCAUAUGUGAAGAUCUACCUGUUGCCAGACCGUAAAACCAAGCAUCAAACCAAGGUGCACCGCAAGACUCUGAACCCCAUCUUUGACGAGGUUUUCCUGUUUCCUGUGGCGUACGCUGAGCUUCCGACACGCAAGCUCCAUUUUAGCGUCUACGACUUCGACCGCUUCUCACGCCACGACGUCAUCGGCCAAGUGGUGGUGGACAACUUCCUGGAUCUACCUGACUUUCCACAGGAAACCAGGCUCUGCAGGGAUAUCCUUUAUGUUAGUGCGGAUAAUGUGGAUCUGGGAGAUCUGAUGUUCUCUCUUUGUUACUUGCCAACUGCCGGCCGACUGACAAUAACGAUAAUUAAAGCCAGAAAUCUUAAAGCCAUGGACAUCACAGGAGCGUCUGAUCCUUAUGUAAAGGUUUCUAUAAUGUGUGACGGUCGGAGACUGAAGAAAAGGAAAACAUCAACGAAAAGAAACACUCUCAAUCCAGUCUACAAUGAAGCCAUUGUUUUUGAUGUUCCACCUGAGAACAUUGACCAAAUAAGUCUUUUAAUAGCAGUAAUGGACUAUGACCGCGUAGGUCACAAUGAGGUUAUUGGCGUGUGCCAUGUGGGAAACAGAGCUCAGAGUUUGGGACGCGAUCACUGGAAUGAGAUGCUCACGUACCCACGCAAACCCAUCGCCCGCUGGCACCCGCUUGUAGAGUGGGUUGGUCAGAGCACGGCCGGCGGUAGCCAAGGCUCCUGUAAUUCCCUGAGGACCCCUCCUUCCCCGUAAUGGAUGCCGUCAAAUUUCUGCCACCCGGCAUGGUCCGAUUCACAACUUUAAUGAAAAGGAAGGUGCGAGAGAGAGACAGAUAUCUCGGUUCGGUGAAAGGUCACUUUAAAUGUGUGCACACACACACACACUCGGUGCAGUAAACACCCAGGACUCUUUAGACGUAAGAUUUCCUGGCUAGGAGAAGAGUGUCAGGUCCACUGCAUGUGAAGUUGAGCGUGCGUGAGCGGCGUUUGGUUAUAAGACGAGCCUUGAACAUUGUUCUGCUUUUGUUGACAACUUUAGUUGAGAGGUAAGUAUUUUUGACAUUGUCAUGUUUUCUGUAUCUGUAUAACACAUUGUAAUACACUAAUAUUGUUUGAAGUGUAGUGCAUGGGGUCUAUUUUGUGGUAUUUUAUUGUAAAGUCUUACUGUAUAAAAAUAUAUAAGAAACGCAUAAGACUC
This is a messenger RNA of Labeo rohita (rohu), 2406 nucleotides long. RefSeq names its product synaptotagmin IXb (gene syt9b). The record is from RefSeq and is a predicted model, not a curated record. Gene Ontology annotation, cellular component: membrane; dense core granule. The coding region runs from base 409 to 1962 and encodes 517 amino acids. Gene Ontology annotation, biological process: regulation of calcium ion-dependent exocytosis; cellular response to calcium ion; calcium-ion regulated exocytosis. The transcript is spliced from 7 exons. Gene Ontology annotation, molecular function: calcium-dependent phospholipid binding; calcium ion binding; clathrin binding. NCBI's taxonomy places the organism in Eukaryota, Metazoa, Chordata, Actinopteri, Cypriniformes, Cyprinidae.